Molecule: messenger RNA, 909 nt
Organism: Acanthosepion pharaonis
Lineage: Eukaryota; Metazoa; Mollusca; Cephalopoda; Sepiida; Sepiidae
Source: the annotation of a GenBank genome assembly
AUGCCCUUAUAUUUCCCCAGUUCUUUUUCUUCUUGUUCCUUUCAUGUUCUGACCCCCCACCCCCAAAAAAAACUAUUUCUUCUUGUUCCUUUCAUCCCCCCCACCCCCAGGUCCUAUUUCUUCUUGUUCCUUUCAUCCCCCCACCCCCGGUCCUAUUUCUUCUUGUUCGCUUUCAUCCCCCACCCCGGUCCUAUUUCUUCUUGUUCUCAAUAUCCCCCCACCCCGGUCCUUAAUUGUUCUCGUUCCUUUUUCCCCCCACCCCCCCAGUCCUAUUUCUUCUUGUUCGGUUCAUCCCCCCACCCCGGUCCUUCCCUUUCUUCUUGUUCGCUUUCAUCCCCCCACCCCCAUAUCACACCUAUUUCUUCUUGUUCAAACAAAGAUGGAUCAUUCCCCCACCCUCAAUCCUAUUUCUUCUUGUUCGCUUUCAUUCCCCCACCCCAUUUAUCCUAUUUCUUCUUGUUCUUUCAUCCCCCACCCCCCAAUCUAUUUCUUCUUUCAUUCCCCCAUUUUCAUCCCCCCGGUUUCCUUCCUUUCUUCUUGUUUGCUUUCAUGCCUUUCAAAUAUUUCCCCUUUGAUAUUCUAUUUCUUCUUGUUCGCUUUCAUUGCCCUUCCUUGGUUCCAUUUCAUCUUGUUCGCUUUCACCCCCACCCAAAUCCCUACCCUUGGUUCUAUUUGUUCUUGUUUAUUGUCAAUCCCUAUUGGUCGCUCUUCUUUUUCUUCGUCUUCAUUCUCCUUUCUUGCUUCAGAUUAUCUUUUCUUAUCGGCAUUUGUUUCACUUUUCUCUGCUUUUCUCUUUUUGUAUUUUUCAUCGGCCUUCUCCUCCGAUUUCUUUCCCUCUUGGGUCUUUUCACUAUCUUCUUGUCCGCUUAUAUUCUCAUCUUGAAAAGGUUCACUUUUCCACCCUAUUGA